GCGGAUUUUUUUUUCCGGAAUAAGAUGGCGGCAGCGAUCGCGUUGAGGAGCUGUUACAGGGCUGCGGGGCCCCUGCUCCAUGUUCGGCAUAUUAGAUUGUACAGUAGCAUUCGCUUGUUAAAGGCAAAACACAUUUGUGGGUUUGACAAGUCUGCAUGGCGGUGUCGGCAUCAACACCGAUUGUUCAGAACAGCUGUUGUUUCAAAUGGCCAAAUUGUCCAGUUCAAGCUCUCGGAUAUUGGAGAAGGAAUUACAGAGGUGACGGUUAAAGAAUGGUAUGUAAAAGAAGGUGAUGUUGUGUCACAGUUUGACAGCAUUUGUGAAGUACAAAGUGAUAAAGCUUCUGUCACCAUCACCAGCCGUUACGAUGGCAUCAUUAGAAAACUCUAUUAUGAAUUAGAUGAAAUUGCCUAUGUGGGGAAGCCACUGGUGGAUAUAGAAACAGCUACCUUGAAAGAUGUAGCUUCUGAAGAGGACGUUGUGGAAACGCCUGCGGUGUCACAUGAAGAACAGACCCACCAGGAGAUUAAGGGCCACAAAACCUUGGCAACCCCUGCUGUUCGCCGCCUUGCCAUGGAAAACAAUAUUAAACUGAGUGAAGUUGUUGGAACAGGGAAAGAUAACCGGAUCCUCAAAGAAGACAUUCUCAAUUACUUGGCCAAGCAGACAGGAGCCAUUUUACCUCUUUCACCAAAGCCUGAAAUAACCCCACCUUCACCAAAAUUGCAACCUGUAGCAGGCAUGCCAAAAGAGAAGAUACUGAGAACUCCUGUCUCCAUUUCGAAGCCUGUAGCAAUUACCGGGAAAGAUAAAACAGUGCCCUUAUCAGGUUUUCAGAAGGCAAUGGUGAAAACCAUGACUGCUGCUCUGAAGAUUCCUCACUUUGGUUAUUGUGAUGAGGUUGAUCUCACACAACUCGUUCAGUUGAGAGGAGAGCUGAAACCUGUAGCCCAAGAACGGGGAGUUAACCUUUCAUUCAUGCCCUUCUUUAUAAAGGCCGCUUCAUUAGGGUUAUUACAUUACCCUUUACUCAAUGCUUCUGUGGAUGAAAACUGUGAAAACAUUACAUACAAGGCUUCUCACAACAUUGGUAUUGCUAUGGAUACAGGACAAGGCUUGGUGGUCCCUAAUGUAAAGAACGUUCAGGCCUGUAGUGUGUUUGAGAUCGCGGCAGAAUUAAACCGCCUACAAAAUUUGGGGUCUGCUAACCAGCUGGGAGCAAAUGACCUCACCGGGGGAACAUUCACACUUUCCAACAUUGGCACAAUUGGUGGCACGUAUGCAAAGCCAGUAAUACUGCCUCCUGAAGUGGCUAUCGGGGCACUUGGAAAGAUACAGGUCAUUCCUCGAUUUAACAGUAAAGGUGAAAUAUAUAAAGCGCAUAUAAUGAAUGUGAGCUGGUCAGCUGAUCACAGGGUCAUCGAUGGCGCGACCAUGUCCCGUUUCUCUAACUUGUGGAAAUCAUACUUGGAGAACCCUGCUGCCAUGCUACUGGAUCUUAAAUAAAGAAGACUAAUGGCUGGACAUGGACUUUUAAUGUUGGAACAGUUAUCAAGCUAGCAAUGCUAGCAAGUGCCCUUAAAAAUGUCGUUUUAUAAUUCACAAUUGCAUCGUGUGCUAAAUAGGGCUUUUUGAUCACUGGCCCAUAUAUUGAUUACCUGUUACAUUCUGUCUAGUUGGGUAGUUUUGUGGUAACUUAUUUGACUGAAGGCUGUCACAGGUCAUGAUAUGGUUCCUUGGUAAGGCGGUGGGAAAUUCAUGGUGAAGAAGCGAAGAGGCAAGCUCUAUUCCACUAUACUGACAUUACCAGAGGAAGGCUGCUAAGGUUACUUUGGGACUUGUUUUUAAUUACUUACGCUAUUCACAAAAUGAAUUAUGUCAAAGUUUAUUCUUGAAACAAGAAUAUCUCUUUGGAAAAAUAAAGGGAUGUUACCAGCUUUCUAAUGCAAUUAAUGCAUUACAACGUUCAAAUAAAAUUCCUUUUAUGCUUAUUUUGUCACAUAAUUUGAGAAUGGCCCUUUCUUGGUUAAUGGUGCUAACUUCUCUCUUUUUUGAACACCCUUCCUAAAAUAAAGUUUGCCGUAGGGCAAUUCGUCACUGAAAUAGACUUGAACACAUUAAAAACCCUUUCCCUACAUAUGCAGUGUACAUGCAUUUUUAUGAAUAUAAACCUUUAAUCUCUCUAAUGUUAUAAGGAACACUGCAAGUGCACAUGCCAUGCAGACAUGUAUCUGGUACUUCUGUAAUGUGCAAAGUGGCUCUCAGUUAAUGGGAAGAUCUUAAAAGUAUCCAACAGCAGUGUGUAAAAGUCAAACUUUAUACAAUGUCACUAGGGAGGAGUCAUAUCUGAACCACUCCUUUCCCUGCAAAACAGCACUUUCAAAAAUAAAUUUCUGAAAUAUCCCACGUAUUGGUGCAAUUAUUGGGCAGUUAUGGCGAUGUGGUAGUUAACUGUUCUGUACAAAAUAUAACAAAUGUAACAGAGCUUUUAAAGAUACAGUUUGCUUUUUUCCAUCUUCACAGAAUGCAGUGGGUGAAUUUAAUGGGUGAAGGAGGCAGUCUCAAAUAUAGCUGGUAUCAAUUCAUAUGAUCAUAGUAGAUUUUUUUUCAGCCACCACAAUCAUGAAGUUUGCUGAUAACCAGUUCAUGCGUUAUGUUUGUCUACAUUAAUUCACGGCUAUGGCUGAAAAGGCAACUGGGAAAGUGCACAAGGAAAGUAAAGGCAUCCUUGCCUUAUAUACAACAGUAGAAAGGCAAAUCACGAAUUCAGAUAUAUUGCCAGACAAGUCAGUGAAUUCAAAACAAAUUGACUGGUUUCAGUCAAAGAUUUCCUAUACCACCAUUGGGAUGUACAGUCCAUUUUUCUGUGUGCUCAUGGAUGGAUCAUGGAUAAAUCCUAUGUGUGUUUAGACAAAACAAACGCCUACAACUCCACAGCAUUCUCAAGCUGGCAUGGCUGGUUAGGGCAUUCUGGGAAUUAUAGGGCUUUUUUCCUGUCUAAAUAUGCAUAAUAUUGCACUUUAAAUAUAUUCUAUGGAUUGACCCUAAAGUAGGUGAACCCUUAGAUGGAAGAAAAGUCUCCAAGACAACUCAUGAAUACAUGGCUCCUUAGCAAGCUUAAAACUAUCCCUCAUAAAUGAGCAUGCUUGAUUGAAAUCAUACGAACAAAGUGCUCAAAUUCAAGUACUGUUGUGCAUUCAAAAUGUUCAUGUUUAAAUUAUUCCCUGUAUUUGAAGGUUUAUUGGCUAAUAAUCUAAAUGAACUCUUAAGUGGCUUAAAAACAGCAGCAAUGCACCUUUCUAACCUAUUAUCUGUGAAAAGAAGGUUGAGGUUAAAAACCUCAAACUGGAGACCUCUUCCCAGAUUUACUCCGAGUAGCAGGGGUGGGAGUGCAGGGACAGUUGUGAAAUAAUAUUAGUAUCUCCUGUAGAUCCAUCCAUGUGGAACUUUAUAUUCGCCCUUUCUGAUUUUUUAAAAAGGUAUUCUAUCUUAACAUUUCUUAUUAUGUUCUAUUCUUUAAUAAAUCUUGUUUUCUUACAA
Molecule: messenger RNA, 3540 nt
Organism: Varanus komodoensis (Komodo dragon)
Lineage: Eukaryota; Metazoa; Chordata; Lepidosauria; Squamata; Varanidae
Gene: DBT
Product: dihydrolipoamide branched chain transacylase E2
Exons: 11
Coding region: 25-1506 (493 amino acids)
Cellular component (GO): cytoplasm; mitochondrion
Molecular function (GO): lipoic acid binding; acetyltransferase activity
Source: RefSeq, a predicted model, not a curated record